AUGGUCAAAGUUGCAAUUAUUACAUAUUCUACAUACGGCCACAUAACCACCCUAGCAAGAUCCAUCCAAAAGGGUGUUGAAUCUGCUGGUGGUAAAGCUGACCUUUUCAGAGUAGAAGAAACAUUACCAGAUGAAGUCCUUGAACAAAUGAACGCUCCAGCAAAACCAGAUGAUAUCCCCGUAGCUACAGAACAAAUCAUGGGAGAAUAUGAUGCAUUCUUAUUCGGUGUCCCAACUAGAUUCGGUACAAUGCCUGCUCAAUGGUCAUCAUUUUGGGAUAAAACUGGUGCCAUGUGGGCUCAAGGUACUUUAAAUGGUAAAGUGGCAGGUUUCUUCGUUAGUACUUCUGGUUAUGGGGGUGGUCAAGAAAGUACCGUUAAGAAUUGUCUUUCUUAUUUGGUUCAUCAUGGGAUCAUUUACGUACCAUUAGGGUAUAGAGAUGUAUUUGCUGAAUUAUCAAACGUUGAAGAAGUUCAUGGUGGGUCCCCAUGGGGGGCUGGUACUUUGGCAGGUGCUGAUGGUUCUAGACAAGCUUCUGAAUUGGAAUUAAGAAUCGCUGAAAUUCAAGGUAAAACUUUUUAUGAAGCUGCAAAGAAAUUCCCUUCAUCUGUCGGUACUGCAGAUGCAAAGGCUAAAACUACGAAUAAGGGUGCCGCUGAAAAGAAACCAGUUGAAAAGAAGACUACAACUACCGCUAAGAGAACUACAGCAGCUCCAGCAGCUAAGACUGAAGAAAAGAAAGAGGAAAAGAAAGAUGAAGGUUUAAUGUCUUGUUGUGUGGUGAUGUAA
This is a messenger RNA of Naumovozyma dairenensis CBS 421, 789 nucleotides long. RefSeq names its product flavodoxin-like fold family protein (gene YCP4). Lineage: Eukaryota; Fungi; Ascomycota; Saccharomycetes; Saccharomycetales; Saccharomycetaceae. The record is from RefSeq and is a predicted model, not a curated record. Gene Ontology annotation, molecular function: NAD(P)H dehydrogenase (quinone) activity; FMN binding. The transcript has a single exon. Bases 1 to 789 code for a protein of 262 amino acids.